AUGAAUCGCAAGCUGAAGGUUUCGGAUGCCGAAAAGGAAAGGGAUUACGGGUAUGUCUAUUCCGUGUCCGGUCCAGUUAUCAUUGCCGAAAAGAUGAACGGCACUGCCAUGUAUGAGCUGGUGAGGGUGGGCCAUUUAGAAUUGGUUGGCGAGGUAAUUAGAAUCGAUGGCGAUAAGGCAACGAUUCAAGUUUAUGAAGAGACAUCUGGCCUCACCAUUGGAGACCCCGUUUUACGAACUGGGAAGCCGCUUUCUGUGGAACUUGGGCCAGGGCUGUGCUCCAAUAUUUUCGACGGCAUUCAGCGCCCACUUAAGACCAUUCAAGAUAUCUCCAAAACCAUCUACAUCCCUCGUGGUAUUAGAACUGAUGCUCUUGAUCAUUCUCGCGAAUGGGAAUUCAUACCAUCCCCUGAUGUUCAGGUGGGAGAUCGCAUUACGGGCGGAGAUGUCUUUGGAACUGUGAUUGAAAAUACGCUUGUCAUCCAUCAAAUCAUGCUUUCGCCUCGAGACUAUGGAACGAUCACAUUUCUUGCUCCUUCUGGAACAUACACCCUGUCUGAUAUUGUUCUAGAAACAGAGUUUAAUGGCCGCACAACUCAACAUACCAUGAUGCAUCUAUGGCCCGUUAGAACACCUCGUCCAGUUUCUGAAAAGCUUUCUGCAAACUAUCCCUUGCUUACUGGACAGAGGGUUCUCGAUGCUCUUUUCCCGUGUGUGCAGGGAGGAACCACGGCAAUUCCAGGCGCAUUUGGAUGCGGAAAAACCGUCAUCUCCCAAAGUCUUUCAAAAUAUUCGAAUUCCGACCUUAUCGUGUAUGUGGGUUGUGGCGAAAGAGGAAAUGAAAUGGCAGAGGUUUUGAUGGAUUUCCCAGAGAACGGACAAGAGGUGUCUAUCAUGAAUCGAACAACGCUCGUCGCCAACACUUCAAAUAUGCCCGUUGCUGCCCGUGAAGCUUCAAUUUACACCGACCAAGGCAAAAAUGUUGCCAUGAUGGCCGAUUCAACCUCUCGAUGGGCCGAAGCUUUAAGAGAAAUAUCUGGACGUCUUGCCGAAAUGCCAGCAGGUAGACCGGUGAUAGUGGAUAUCCUGCAUAUCUUGGCGCUCGGCUCGCUUCUUUCUACGAACGAGCAGGCAGGGUCUCAUGCAUCGGCAAUCCCCAGCGCGAAGGAAGUGUAUCCAUUGUGGGGGCGUAAGAAAUUCGAUUGCUUACGCUCUAGCGUUUCUCCUCCUGGCGGUGAUUUUUCCGAUCCAGUUACAUCUGCCACUUUGGGGAUCGUUCAAGUAUUUUGGGGGCUUGAUAAGAAGCUUGCCCAGCGCAAACACUUUCCCUCUGUCAAUUGGUCGCUUUCAUACUCAAAGUAUAUGAGAGCUUUGGAGCCAUUUUAUGACGCAGAGUUUCCAGAUUUCAUUGCUCUUCGCACCCGCUGCAAGGAAAUUCUUCAAAUGGAAGAGGAUCUUUCGGAGAUCGUACAGCUUGUUGGAAAAAGCGCCCUCUCCGAGCCCGACAAAAUUACGCUCGAUAUCGCCAAGAUUUUGAAGGACGACUUUUUGCAGCAAAAUGGCUAUUCGUCUUAUGAUCGCUAUUGUCCAUUCUAUAAAACAGUUGGUAUGCUCCAGAAUGUGAUAUUUUUUUACGAGCAAGCAACGACCAGUGUUGCCGCUUCAAGUUCUGCUAUAACGUGGUCCAAAAUCAGAGAAAAGAUGCCCGAUUUGUUGCACAAGCUAUCUUCCAUGAAAUUCGAGGAUCCUGUGGACGGACAGGAUGCGAUCCAGGAACGCUAUCUCAAGCUCUAUAAAGAAAUUGAGGAUAGAUUUCGCCUCUUUUUGGACUAA
Molecule: messenger RNA, 1833 nt
Organism: Mitosporidium daphniae
Lineage: Eukaryota; Fungi; Microsporidia
Exons: 8
Coding region: 1-1833 (610 amino acids)
Biological process (GO): ATP metabolic process; proton transmembrane transport
Cellular component (GO): proton-transporting V-type ATPase, V1 domain; fungal-type vacuole membrane
Molecular function (GO): ATP binding; ATP hydrolysis activity; proton-transporting ATPase activity, rotational mechanism
Source: RefSeq, a predicted model, not a curated record